AUGAUUUACGUCGUCAAGGGGUCCAUACACAUCGGAUUUGUGGCGACUGACAAUAGACUUUACGAUGGAGUUCUGGAAGAGUGCCAUGCCGCAAUCCUCCCCCACGGACUUCUUCACUUCUCCUUGAACGUUGGCAAGGGCCAGGCAGAGGUAAUCGCCUCGUUCAACAGCGAGAAUCCUGGUCUUCGAAUGACUUGUUCGGCAGCUCCGACAUUGGCAACGUCGUGCUCGACAAGGGGUUCGGGAUCAAUGAGAAGACAGUCAAGUCGCUCUCAAGGCUCAGUUCAAGGCCAAGUCGUUGGGUUUUUUCUGGACCCUCGGUGGAUUGCAUCCAAGCUUGUGGACUGA
Physcomitrium patens is the source of this 348-nucleotide messenger RNA. Lineage: Eukaryota; Viridiplantae; Streptophyta; Bryopsida; Funariales; Funariaceae. The record is from RefSeq and is a predicted model, not a curated record.